Pseudonaja textilis is the source of this 451-nucleotide messenger RNA. Lineage: Eukaryota; Metazoa; Chordata; Lepidosauria; Squamata; Elapidae. The record is from RefSeq and is a predicted model, not a curated record.
AUGGUGGAAGAUGCGAGUUGUAGUGCAAGAUACCCAGCCGAGAGGCUAGUGGAAGCGACCAGGUGUGCUUCAGAAAUCCCCAUCUUCCACAUCCUCAAUGCCCGCAUCACCUUUGGCAACCUGAACGGCUGCGACGAGCCGGUGGUCUCCCUCCGCACUACGGGCAGCCCCGGCAGCGAUGCCCCCUCGCCCGGGAGUGACCGGUCCAGCAUUAGCAGCUCAAGCUCCCUCGGCUCCUGCCGCUGCUUUGAGAUGGACCCCUCUCUCUUCGAAGCCCCCCAGGGCUACAGCAUCGUCGGGAGGCACCCAGAGCCAUUGCGAGAGGACGAAGACGACCUUCUGCAGUUUGCCAUUCAGCAGAGCUUGUUGGAGGCGGGCAGCGAAUACGACCAGGUAGGGGAGAACCGACCUGGAGGGGCCCAGAAACGGGGCACCCCUGGGAAGGUCAAAG